This is a messenger RNA of Dromaius novaehollandiae (emu), 5432 nucleotides long. RefSeq names its product FCH and mu domain containing endocytic adaptor 2. Gene Ontology annotation, biological process: clathrin-dependent endocytosis; synaptic vesicle endocytosis; clathrin coat assembly. The record is from RefSeq and is a predicted model, not a curated record. Gene Ontology annotation, cellular component: cytoplasm; clathrin-coated pit; plasma membrane. The transcript is spliced from 27 exons. Bases 193 to 3141 code for a protein of 982 amino acids. Lineage: Eukaryota; Metazoa; Chordata; Aves; Casuariiformes; Dromaiidae.
CGGCGGCCGCGGUGCCCGCCCGCGGCGCGGCGCAUGCGCGCUGGCGCGGCGGCCGGGGGCGGCGAAGCCGUGUGGAAGGGGGCGGCGGCACUGUAACGGGAAGGGCGGCGCGCCGCGGCGGCGCCUGUUUCCUCCGGCGGCUGAGGCGGUCGGGGCCGGGCCGCGCUCGCCGGGGGCUGGGGCGGCGGCGGGAUGAUGAUGGCGUACUUCGCGGAGAGCUUCUGGGGGGAAAGGAACAAUGGCUUUGACGUCCUAUAUCACAACAUGAAACAUGGACAUUUGUCAACAAAAGAAUUAGCAGACUUUAUUAGAGAAAGGGCUACAAUAGAGGAGGCAUAUUCAAGGUCAAUGACAAAACUAGCCAAAUCAGCAAGCAAUUACACACAGCUUGGGACAUUUGCACCUGUUUGGGAUGUUUUCAAAACCUCAACAGAAAAACUAGCAAGCUGUCACUUGGAUCUUGUACGAAGAUUACAAGAGCUAAUAAAAGAAGUUCACAAGUAUGGAGAUGAACAAAUCAAAGCUUAUAAAAAGACUAAAGAAGAAGUUUCAGGAACAUUGGAAGCAGUGCAAAGUAUUCAAAGUAUCACUCAGGCCUUACAGAAGUCAAAGGAAAACUACAACACAAAGUGUGUCGAACAAGAACGAUUGAAAAAGGAAGGUGCAACACAGAGAGAGGUUGAUAAGGCAGCAGUUAAAUUGAAAAAAGCUACAGAUACCUAUAAACUAUAUGUGGAGAAAUACGCUGCGGUUAAAUCUGAUUUUGAACAGAAAAUGACAGAAACUGCACGGAAAUUUCAAGACAUCGAAGAAACACACCUUCUUCAUAUGAAAGAGAUUAUAGAAUCGUUGUCAAAUACUAUAAAAGAAAUUCAUUUACAAAUAGGAGAGGUGCAUGAAGAGUUUAUUAAUAACAUGACAAAUACUACAGUUGAGAGUUUAAUACAGAAAUUUGCUGAGUCAAAAGGAACUGGCAAAGAACGACCUGGUCCUAUUGAAUUUGAGGAAUGUAACACAUCUACUGCAGUUGAAGGGAUAAAACCACGGAAGAGAAAACCUUUUGGUUUAUCAGGAAUAAUGAAAAAAGAAAAAGAUACUGAAUGUGUGGAAUGUCCAGAUGCAGACUCAGUUAAUAUUCCUGAUGUAGAUGAUGAAGGAUACAGCAUUAAGCCAGAAGCAACACAGAAUACCAAAGAGAACCAUUUCUAUUCAUCCAGUGAUUCUGACUCUGAAGAUGAUGAACCCAGGAGGUUCCAUGUAGAAAUAAAACCUGUACAGCCAAAUCAUAGCUCUCAAUGCACAAUGGCUUCCUUGGAUGAAUUAAAAGUAUCUAUAGGGAACAUCGCUCUUUCUCCAGCAGUAUCUCAGAGACACAGUCCUGCACAAAUGAAUCGAAAUUCAUCCAGUGAAGAGUUAACAAAAUCAAAGCUUUCUGCUCCAACUAAUGAAAAGGGGAACAGUGACCUACUGGCAUGGGAUCCACUCUUUAGCAGCUCUCUUGAAUCUUCUUCUUCAGCCUCCUUGGCGUCCUCAUCCUCCUCAGCUACACUAAAAGAGCACGAUAGGACGUCGUCCUCACCUACCAUUGAUUUGCCUGGGUGUAGAGUGUCUCAGUCUUUGCUUGGACACCAAACAGAGUCUGGGUCUAGAAGCCCAUCAUCACCAGACUUUACCACUAGCGCUUUGUGCAAAUCUGGUGUUACAGCAGCACCAUCAGGGAGUACCAAUACUUUGUCCUCUGUUUCAUGGUCUCAGAGUCAGUGGAUUUCUUUUGCUGAUGAACUUCUUACAAUUAGACACACAAACGCAGACAAGAAGGAGCCCCAGAGAUUGCAUUUAAAAACUGAAAAUGCCUGCCUUGCCUCUUCUGCUUUGCUUGGGAAUUCUUCCAAGAGCUGUGCUUCUGAGGAUCAAAGUGACCUUUUCAAUAAUACUAUAUGCCAUGAAAAAUUAUUCAUUGAAGAAACUGGCACUGCUGCUGAAAUUUCUUCCACAUCAUCUUCAACGCUACUGGACUAUAGCUUAGUGUCUUCUUGUGUUCAUACAAAUAAGGCAAGGCCCACAACUCCUCUUUCUGUAGGCACAAUUGUACCCCCUCCAAGGCCUGCUUCGAGACCAAAGUUGGCUACAGCGAAACUUAGUGGAAUUAAUGAAAUACCUAGGCCAUUCAGCCCUCCACUGACGUCUAAUUCAAGUCCACCACCUGCAGCUCCCUUGGCACGUGCAGAGAGCAUUUCCUCAAUAUCCUCUUCUGCUUCCCUAAGUGCAGCAAACACACCUACAGUUGGUGUUUCACGUGGUCCCAGCCCUGUCAGCCUUGGAAACCAGGACACCUUGCCUGUUGCAGUAGCCCUUACUGAAUCUGUUAACGCCUACUUUAAAGGAGCAGAUCCCACAAAAUGUAUUGUGAAGAUCACUGGUGAUAUGACAGUAUCAUUCCCAAGUGGAAUUAUUAAAGUCUUCACCAGCAACCCAUCCCCAGCUGUGCUGUGCUUCAGGGUAAAAAACACAAGCAAGCUAGAGCAGAUUCUUCCAAAUGCACAACUUGUAUACAGUGAUCAAUCACAAAGUGACUCCAGUACUAAGGAUUUCUGGAUGAACAUGCAAGCUAUAACUGUCUACCUCAAGAAACUAUCAGAGCAGAAUCCAUCUGCGUCCUAUUAUAAUGUGGAUGUUUUAAAGUAUCAGGUAUCUUCAAAUGGCAUCCAGUCCACUCCAUUGAAUCUUGCAACUUACUGGAAAUGUAAUGCUAGCACUACUGAUGUGAGAGUGGAUUAUAAAUACAACCCCGAGUCUAUGACUGUGCCCAGUACGCUGUCUAACGUACAGGUUGUGGUACCAGUAGAUGGAGGAGUAACAAACAUGCAAUCACUUCCACCUGCAAAAUGGAAUGCAGACCAGAUGAAAGCUUAUUGGAAAAUAUCUAGCAUUUCAGAAAAGUCUGAGAAUGGAGGUUCUGGAUCCCUCAGGGCAAAAUUUGAACUUUCAGAAGGACCCAGUAAACCAGCAACACUUGCAGUGCAAUUCAUUAGUGAAGGAAGCACCCUUUCAGGAGUAGAUGUAGAGCUAGCAGGCACUGGCUAUCGGCUUUCCCUGCUCAAGAAGAGAUUUGCCACUGGACGGUAUAUGGCAGACUGCUGAUGAACCUGUGAAAGUCAUUGGAUCAAAGGAGUGCAAGUAGCUCACUCUGCCCUCUCUACUUUUCAAACACUAUUUUAACAUGCAUUAAUUUUUAAAUUUUUUACUUACUUUGAGGCUGACUACAGAACAGAAAAUGCACUUUUAAAAGUCAUUUUGCAAACUUUUUAUUACUUUAUAAUAGCACUGAAGUGAACUUCAACACUGUCUGUAAAUGAUCAACUGCAAUAUUUGGGAGAAUUUGUUAAAAUUUUAGUAAAUUUAUAUAGAUUAAAUCAAAAUAGUAAUCAUUAGUUCUAAUGAAAGUAUGAAAUUGUAUGUUAUACUGUAAACGUAAACCUAAAAAUGUAGAAGAGCAAGCAAGAAAUAUUUGAGCUUUCCAUAAGUAAUACUCAGUCAUUUUUCAGAUUCUUUAACUGCCAAUGUUUAAAGAAAACAAAGGCAAAAUCUCACAAAAUUCUUCCAUUUACUCAAUGUGCCAUAAAACUGGUUGAGUUAGAGAUGUAUAAAAAAAACUUGAUGCCCAUGUAUCAUAUAUUAAUAACAUGUAAGUUGUUUUACAUAGGGGAUUUUUUUUCCUAAGUGCAAUGUGUUGCAAAAUUGCAAAAGACAGAAGAGAUUUACUUCUGCAGUUAGUAAACUUUAUGGGCGUUGUGAUUGUUUGAAUUAAUGCUGUAGAUUUAAUUUAUUUUUAUAUGAAUUGCAUAACGUUUGUGCCUUUAAAAAAAAACAAAACUGUGCCUAUCCAGUUUGUUAUUCAUGUGCCUCACUUCCUUUUUCAGAGUUUGGCUCUUCCAUAAAAGAAAGCAUGGUGUUUGUAUAAUACAUACAACUUUUAUAAAAAUUCCUGUGACUGGGAUUUAGAAGGGAAAUUUAUGAUAACUGGAGAUUGUUUCAUCAGAGGUUAAAAAGGCUGAAUUACUUCCUCAUGGGGUAAUUGCAAUAAAUGCAGCCAUAGUAAAGGGAGACGCAUCAUACAAGACUUUGAAACUUCAAUAUAGUAACUUUAACGUCACCAAAGAUGAGAAUCCUGAAAAAUCACAGAAGACUAGUAAUAUCAAACUUUUAAAAGCAAACAGCAUUUCCCUUCACUCUGACUGUAAGUCUUUGGAGCUUACGUGCUUUUGGGGUUGUGUGAUGUGAAUGUAAAUGUAGUACUUUGGGAGGAAUAGCAUUUUAGAAAAGUAUGUUUUGGCAGCAGGAUGACAAGUACUGCCAUUUGUAUUAAUUUAAAUUUUAUCUAUAACCAUCAAGUUAAUUAUUUGUAUUGUCAUCUAUCUGCUUUCCACAGCCUAAGCACAAGGAAGUGACACAUUGGUAACAUUUUUUAAAGCAAGUCACUAAUUUAGAAAGUCUUUUAUGUAUUUGUACUAUUAUUUUUUCAGUGCAGAAAUCAAAAGUAUUGGGGCAAAACAAUCUAAUAACCUCUAAAUGGGAAUUUUAUAUUACCAUUCUGAGGACCAGUAUCUAUUUCAAAUUCUCUAUUAAAACAACAAAACUUGCUUGAACUAAUUCAUACAAAACCAGUAAUGAAUCGGGCUGUUGAAGCUUUACAAAAAAAAAAAAAAAGCUUUGUAGAGGCUAUGUAAAUUCUAAUGUACACCAUACACUUUGGCAGAUGAGAUUUCCAUUGUUAGCACUAAGCACAUGCUGUACUGUAGAUCUGACUGGAAGAGUACGUACGGCUCUUAAUUUGCUAAUCUUUUUGAAUGGUGAAAAUAACGUUUCUAACUCAUAAAAUGGUACAGUCUUUACUGGAAUCUUAAUUGUAAUCUGCUUUGCAAUCAAACUGUGUUUAACACGGCAACAUCUUAUUUCUGAAAACCCAAAACUAUAUUAUUGUUUCUAAUCAAGUAUUACUUUCAUUUCUAAGUUAAAUGAAGUAGUUAUGUUUCAGCACUUUUAAACUAGCCUUCAUUCAGGUGAUUAAACAUACAUUUGCAUUGGGUGCAGGUUACAAUUUUGAAGCCAUACAAGUUUAUAUAAACUUUUUGUAAAGAAAGUCAAAAACAAUGUAAAAAGUACAUGUAGCUAUCUGAUGAAAAAAAUGUAUGUAGCAAGCUGGUUCUUGCUUGUGUAUACAGCAAUAUCAUUUGUAGCUGCCUCCUCUUAAGAAAAUUAACUUGUAAACACAACUCUAAAGGAUCUGAAUUUUUAUGGAUUGUUACUACAUCAGACUGUAAAUUAGAACAUACAAGUUUAUCUUACAAAAUUGUAAAUACUUCUGAUUUUUCAUAAAAUGUAAAUUUUAAAGAAUUUUGCACCCAUAAUAAACAUGUAAUAUAUAAUUUAAA